This is a messenger RNA of Notolabrus celidotus (New Zealand spotty), 4036 nucleotides long. RefSeq names its product whirlin-like. Gene Ontology annotation, cellular component: photoreceptor inner segment; plasma membrane; stereocilia ankle link complex. The transcript is spliced from 13 exons. The coding region runs from base 8 to 2842 and encodes 944 amino acids. The record is from RefSeq and is a predicted model, not a curated record. Gene Ontology annotation, molecular function: protein binding. Gene Ontology annotation, biological process: auditory receptor cell stereocilium organization; sensory perception of sound. NCBI's taxonomy places the organism in Eukaryota, Metazoa, Chordata, Actinopteri, Labriformes, Labridae.
UUGUAGGAUGAGCGCUGAUCUGGAGCGCGUUUCGCUCAACACAUCAGUGACCUCGGCCGGCCCGGGCGGCCGUGCGCUCUCGGCGAACGUCCGACGGCUCCACAACGCUCUGAACCUUCUGCUGAGCGACCAAGAGAGAGAGCAGUUCAUCCACUGCCUCAAUGUGUACCACGCCAAGCGCAACGUCUACGACCUGGUCCAAACUCUCAAAGUGAUUCUUAACACACCCGGUAAACGCCAGCUGCUGCCCAUGCUGCGCCUGGUCAUCCCCAGGUCCGACCAGCUGCUGUUCGACCAGUACACCUCCGAGGGACUCUACCUGAAGACGGACCUGAUCCCCAGUAACGGCACAGCGGAGGGCUUCGGGGACGAGGAAAUGCGCCAGGUUACCCUCACGCGCUCCAGGAGCCACGAGGGUUUGGGUUUCAGCAUCCGUGGGGGGUCUGAGCACGGCGUGGGGAUCUACGUGUCCCUGGUGGAGCCCGGCUCCUCUGCGGAGAGAGAGGGGCUGAGGGUCGGGGACCAGAUAGUGACUGUGAACGACCUGCUGUUUGACCACGUCACUCACAUAGACGCUGUGAAGGUGCUGAAGGGAUGCAAGACGCUGGCCAUGUCCGUGUGUUCGAUGGGUCGGAUCCCCGGAGGCUACAUCACCAACCACGUGUACAGCUGGGUGGACCCUCAGGGCCGCAGCGUGUCCCCGCCGCCAGACAACCACGAGGUCAACCAAAGGCAGGGGCUGGGAAUGGAGGAGAGAACGGUGAACCUGAAUAUGGAUGACGGUCGCUCUCUUGGUCUGAUGAUCCGGGGAGGAGCUGAGUACGGACUGGGGAUCUACAUCACUGGAGUGGACCCUGGAUCUGCUGCAGACGCUGGAGCAUUGAAGGUGGGUGACCAGAUCCUGGAAGUGAACGGUCAGAGCUUUGUCACCAUCUCCCACGAUGAGGCGGUCCACAUCUUGAAAACAGGACGCCACCUGCUGAUGAAGGUGAGGGAUGUGGGACGUCUGCCUCACGCUCGCACCGUGGUGGAUGAGACAAAGUGGAUCUGCAGUCAGGCCAUCGCAGAGACCAGCGCCACGGUGAACCAGGGCAUGGUAAUCAGCCCCAUUGUCAGUGCUGCAGUCCAGACCAGUGGCAGCACUUGCGGUUCAAGACCGUCCUCAGCCAGAGCUACACCUGUUCUAGGAAAGCCUGCAGGGUACAGAGGUGUGGGCCCCCCGGGUGCUCAGGUGUCCUUGGAGCAGCAGGCCUACAUGCUGCUGACAGAGCCGGAGAGGCAGACUAUGGCGUACUACUUGCAAGAGUACCAGGACGGACACAUUGGAGUGGAGCCGCUGAUCAUGGCUCUGUUUGAGCUCUUCAACACACACGCGAAGUUGUCCAUGUUUGCCGAAGUGAGGAGUAUGGUGGCCCCGCAGGAUCUGGAGCUGUACGACCGGCUGGUGCUGCACAGAGAGAGGGAGGCCCACCAAGCCUGGCACGGAGGGAUUGGAGUCAUGCAUCCACAGGCCCACUUUACCAACGCAGCCCCUGUGGUCCAUGAUCCAGGACAUGGCCUCCCCUCUGCGACUGAUGGCUCUGCUGGUGGCUGGACGGAAAAAGGCGAGGAGGAAAACAUUAAUGCCUUACAAAACAUUACACUGGAGGACAGACAGGCUUCAGGUGAAUCUCCGCCCCCCUUCAGAGCCGCUCCCCUCCAGGCUCAGAGCAGACCAUCCAGAGAGAGGGAGCUCAGAGGGAAGCCUUCAGCCCGGCUGGUGCAGCCCGGCUCCAACCUGCUCUUCAGCGGCCCCACCCGGCUCCUUCAGGAGUGUCUCCACAAGUCACUCAAAUCCCUCCCCACCAUCAACCAGCCCUCCCCAGCUUCCGCCCACCACACCUGCGCUGGGGCCUGCCACCACACCUCCCUGCCCAACCAACUCCACCACACCUGUCAGAGCCCCCUCCAGCUCUCUGACUCUGAACACCUCAACCACUCCCACUUCGCCCAUCACUUCCACCACCACGCUGCUCCUCACAGCCGGCCCAGCUCAGGACACCACACCUGCCCUGGCUUCCUGCACCACCGGGACUCUGCUAAACCAGAAGGGUCCGUCAGGCUAGCUUCCAGAUCGAGCUCCUACGAGAAGUCCUGUGUCUUGUCAAAGUCUGCGUCCUCGUCCAAAGCAGCCUCUCCCAUGGUGUCCCCUCAUCCAUCCCCCCGUCCCUCACCAUGCCCCUCCCCCUGCCCCUCCCUCAUCACACCUGUUGCUCUGCCCUGUAGUCCUGACCGGCCCUGCUCACCUGCUCUGAUCCAGAAAAUCAUCGUAACAGACAUGAACCGACUGUCUGCAGACUCCAGACCCCAGCAGAGAGGAGCCACUCUGUCCCAGCUGUCAGACAGCGGGCAGACUCUAAGUGAAGACAGCGGGGUGGAUAUAGCCGAGGCAGGGGGCCUCAGUAAGGACGGCAGCCCCCGACCCAGCAAGAACCAGCAAGGCCACCAAGAACAGGGAGGGGCACAUGCGCCUCCUGCAGGGGCCACCAGACAGCAGACCGCCUCACCGGUUCCAGUGACCACAGCUAUUUUAGUGCGAGUGAUGAAGAACGCCAGCACCCUGGGCAUCGCUAUUGAGGGUGGAGCCAACACACGCCAACCUCUACCACGCAUCGUCACCAUUCAGAAAGGAGGCUCGGCUCAUAACUGUGGCCAGAUAAAGGUGGGUCAGGUGAUCCUGGAGGUGAACGGCAUUUCCCUGAGAGGUCGUGAGCAUAAAGACGCCGCCCGGAUCAUCGCGGAGGCCUUCAAGACCAAAGAGAAGGACCACAUUGACUUCCUGGUUGUUGAACAGGGACUCUAGGAGGAGGACUUUGCACUUUGUUCCGCUUUGUUCAGGAGGACACUGUUAAAAACGCUUUGAGGGAACUGUAUGAACUCCACAUGUGUGAUAAUCGUGGCUCUCGCUCUGACUGCAGGCGGAGAGUCAGAGAAAUAUUUUCUGAUUGCACUCUACAGAGAUUUGCACAAUUUAGAUCUAGACAACAAUACUUUAUUCAUAUCUGCCAUGAAAGUCAAACCUGGGUCAAUGUGAUUCACAUUUCUUACACUGUUCAACUGAGUUACAUUGGUUUUCAAACCCAGAGUGUUAAUGCAUGUUUCACCAUGAGAUGUGAUAGUAUGCUCCUCACAGCAGAUAACACAAACACAGACUCUUUUAUAUAUCAGUGAAGACUUCAGCUGACUUGUAGGAACAGACAGAAGCUCCCAGAGAUGCGUUUGUGUUCAUUACAUGUCAUGAUUCAUACAUUCAUAAAUGAUUUCUGUUCUUUUUCCAUGGACGGAAGUAACACUACUCGCCGAGGGAAACACUGUUACUGUAACAUAAUGUCAGACACACAACAAAGACCAGUUAGUGUUCAUGUCUUAAUGAAAAUGACGAUACAUGUUCAACAACCUUUCCUUUCAUGAAGAAGACGAGACGAUGACGAGCUGAAAAUACAUCUACGAGUGGAGACAGGACUUAAAUGUUUGUGGCGGACCGUCAGACUUUUAAAAUCCACAAUAGUUUGCCCCACUGUGAUCAGAUCUGUCCACAUACUGAAGGGCAGCCCUGUAACUUGUUGAGUCAGUCAGCUGAUUGGCACGUUGUUAGAUUAUCAUUUAGCUGCAACAAGUGCACCAGCAGGGGGAAAUUAUCUCUGCCUCCGUGCACCCCACUCAAUUUCAUUGAUAACUUAUUUUUAAUUUUUGAUAUUUCACAUUUUUUAGCUGCUGUUAUCUCUAACAGCUCAAAGCCUUCAUUUAUUCUAGUUCGAGGAGCGUAUUUAAUGAGACGUUUCACAGUUUGACCGUCUCUAAAUCAUUAAAGAUGAAAUUGCAGCUGAGAGCGUACAUCCAUAAACCCUCUUAACAAUGUUAAACGUCACCAUACAAACGUAGCUAAUCAUAUAUUAUAAUAAUAAUGUUGCGUAACGUCACAAGCAGGUGCAGGACCCCAAGCUACUUUGACCACCUGAGCAUGUCUGGUACCUACACUGUCUUAAAAGUGCCAUAC